Messenger RNA from Neocloeon triangulifer, 1698 nucleotides. RefSeq names its product eukaryotic initiation factor 4A-III. The record is from RefSeq and is a predicted model, not a curated record. Gene Ontology annotation, molecular function: RNA helicase activity; mRNA binding; ATP binding. Lineage: Eukaryota; Metazoa; Arthropoda; Insecta; Ephemeroptera; Baetidae. The transcript is spliced from 9 exons. Bases 271 to 1488 code for a protein of 405 amino acids. Gene Ontology annotation, cellular component: nucleolus; catalytic step 2 spliceosome.
GAUCACCGAGCGGCGCGCCCGGCGAACGUGCAGAAAACAGCCCGGCAAACUGUACUUACUGAAAAAUUCCGGAUUUCAAUGCCGACCAGCACACUUGGCUAAAUUCGUCGUCAACACUUUCGGUAUUCCGUUCUACGCAUUCCCUGUUCCCCAAACGCCAUUUCUGUCACUUUCAUUCGCUGUUCAUCAACCGUAUUGUGACCAACUGUGCAAAGAGUGAAUCCCGCAUUCCGUCUCGUGACGUCAGAGCUGCACACAAUCAACACAAAAAUGGCAUCCUCGUCGAGCAGCAUCAAACGCACCAUUCUAAAUGAAGAUUUGUCGAACGUAGAGUUCGAAACCAGCGAGGAUGUUGAAGUUAUCCCAACCUUCGACAGUAUGGGCCUGCGGGAAGAGCUUUUGCGAGGCAUCUACGCCUACGGCUUCGAGAAACCCUCGGCCAUUCAGCAGAGAAGCAUCAAGCCCAUCGUGAAGGGCCGCGACGUGAUCGCCCAGGCGCAGUCAGGAACAGGCAAAACCGCCACCUUCUCCAUUUCGAUCCUGCAAAGUUUGGACACACAAUUGAGGGAGACGCAGGUGCUAUGUUUGUCGCCCACAAGAGAAUUGGCUGUCCAGAUUCAGAAGGUCAUCUUGGCCCUUGGCGAUUACAUGAACGUGCAGUGCCACGCAUGCAUCGGAGGCACCAACUUGGGAGAAGAUAUCAGAAAACUUGAUUACGGACAGCAUGUAGUUUCCGGAACCCCUGGCAGAGUUUUUGACAUGAUUCGCCGCAGAACACUUCGAACCCGUUCCAUCAAAAUGCUGGUGUUGGACGAAGCCGACGAAAUGUUGAACAAGGGCUUCAAGGAGCAAAUUUAUGAUGUGUACCGAUAUUUGCCUCCUGCAACCCAAGUGUGUCUCAUUUCUGCCACCCUGCCUCACGAGAUUCUCGAAAUGACCAGCAAGUUCAUGACCGACCCCAUCCGUAUCUUGGUCAAACGUGAUGAGUUGACACUCGAAGGCAUCAAACAGUUCUUUGUGGCGGUUGAACGAGAGGAGUGGAAGUUUGACACACUUUGUGAUCUCUAUGACACACUGACCAUCACACAGGCAGUUAUUUUCUGCAAUACAAAGAGGAAGGUGGACUGGUUGACAGAGAAAAUGCGAGAGGCUAACUUCACAGUCAGCUCCAUGCAUGGUGACAUGCCGCAAAAGGAGCGAGACAGCAUCAUGAAGGAGUUCAGGUCGGGCACAAGCCGUGUCCUCAUCACCACAGAUGUCUGGGCCCGUGGUAUUGACGUCCAGCAGGUGUCCUUGGUCAUCAACUAUGAUCUGCCCAACAACCGUGAAUUGUACAUUCACAGAAUUGGUCGCUCUGGUCGUUUUGGACGCAAGGGUGUGGCCAUCAACUUUGUCAAGACGGACGACAUCAGAAUCUUGAGAGACAUUGAACAGUACUACUCUACACAGAUUGAUGAAAUGCCAAUGAAUGUGGCUGAUUUGAUUUAAUUCAACCGACCAAAGGAGUGCAAAGGAGGAGAAAACUAAAGUACUGCAGUUUUGUGUCAAUGACUUUUCACUUGUCCUGUAAGGAGAACAGCAUAAUAAUGAUUCUGUAUAAUGUAUUUAUCUGUAAUGCAAAAUUUUCAGCAUUUCCUCAAAAAUGCUUUAAAUUAAAUAAACUAAAAUCUUGAUAAAUAAAGUUGUCUUUUAGAUAAA